ACUUUCCAAGUUGCAGAACCGGACAACCCCAUUCUCAAUACUGCUUUACACACCCAACAAAUUACACAUACAAAUUUGUAAACCCGUUUCUUCUUUCUUCUUCUUUCUUUUUCUUCUCUUUAAUUCAGAACAGCCCACAUGAGUAAUAUGUUUAUUUUUGUUUUUUCAUAUGAAAUUAUUUGUGGGGGUUUUUUGAAUUCGUGGAAACAAUUUGAUUAAUGUUAAUUUUUUGGGUUUUCUUUGUGAAUUUUGUAAAUUGAAUAUAGAGGGUUUGGUGGAGUAAUAAACCCCUGAUUGUGUGUCGGCGCAGGGUCCCUUUCUGUCGGCAUUAUCUCUGUUUUCAUCCAUCGAUGAUGCUGAUGUUGAUUGUCAUUAUGAUAUUUUCCAUUCCCAAUUUUAAUUGAAAAAAAAAUUGAACUGAGCUCCUUUGAAUUUGAAGAUUGGUUAGUUGAAGCAGCACCAUCAAUCAAUCAGUUUGUACUUCUUUUGGGUUUUGAUUGCAGCAAAUCAUUUUUCUUGAAUUGGGAAUUUGAAUGCUGGAAAUUGUAAUGUGAGUAAUUUUCUUGAUCUGAGAAGGAAAAAGUUUCUCUCCUUCAAAAUUCAAGCCCUGGUUCUGAGGGAUCUUGCCAAACUGGCUUCUAUUGCAGCAAAGAUUCAGAUUUUUUUCGCAUUUUCUACUGUUUUGCCGCGAGGUCCACUAGUUUUAGUUUAUGUUUUCUGUUGCUCGAUUUCAUUUUUCAUUACAUUUUGUUAGUUUUGAAGCCUGAAUUAGCUUAUACAAUUGAGCGUUCGGGCAUUGAGAUUGUUCCUGAAUUUUAGUUUGUAGUUCUGAUAUGUCCACAUAUAUUAGUUUAUAAAUCCUGAGCUUCUGUACCGUUUGUAAUUUCAAAUGUCGCUUGGAAUCUGUUUUCAAUAAAGGAAAAGAAGCAUACUUGAAGGGCUCAUAGAGAAUAGCUUGAAUAAGAAGUUUCCUGGCUCUUAUCUGGAGACUCUGACUCCCAACUGUGUCACCUUCCUGGUGAGAGAAUGUAAAAAUGAUUCUUGUUGAUUCAACAUUCAUGUGAGAUAGACCAAUGAAUAUCCCUACAGUUUCAUUAUCUGGGAACCUGCAGAUUUCGUGCAAAAUUUUGAUCUCUGCAUCAUGUUCAACUUUUAAUUCUGAGCUAUCUGCUUCGUGAAAUUUUUACUCGCCCUUGCCUCAUACAUUAAACAUUUGUAUAAUCUGUUCCAGUUAUUGUAUUGUGUUAAUUUCAUUUCAUUAAAUAAUUAAAACCAAUUCCAUACACGGAAAAUUCUGCCUGCCCCUUUCUCUUCGGCCCCUUUCUCUUCGUAUUAGAGUAUCUACUUUUAAUCUUCAUUCAUGCUUAUUUGCAAAUUUCAGGUUUCAUGCGUGAUAAUCUAUAUUUUCGGGGUCACCACUGUAGCUGAAGUUGGAUCCCGGACCAAAUGUCAAGGACUCUUGCAGCAAUUCUAGGAGGUGCUGCAGGAGCCGUGGCAUUGGCAGGGAUACUGGUUAUAAUUUUAUGGUACUGCCUUUUCCAUAGACGGAGCGUUACAAGAACCUCUGAGACAGGUUCUUCCGAUCCAUCUGUGCAAGCAGUUGGAAGAAGCGUAAGUGUUGAAAUGGCUUUGCAAGGUGCUAGGCGCUUUGAAUUGGAAGAAUUAUCGUUAGCAACAAAAAAUUUCGGCGAUAAAAGUUUGAUAGGUCAUGGAAAAUUUGGGGAGGUGUACAAAGGCUUGCUUCAUGAUGGGAUGUUUGUGGCUAUAAAAAAGCGACAUGCUCCUCCUUGUAAGGAGUUCAUUGAUGAGGUACGGUAUCUCUCGUCUAUUCAACACCGGAAUCUGGUCACCCUUUUAGGUUAUUGUCAAGAACAUGAUGUACAGAUUCUUGUUUAUGAGUAUAUACCCAAUGGAAGUGUAUCGAUUCACUUAUAUGGUGCUGGUCAGGUUUCACAAGAAAAGCUUGAAUUCAAGCACAGGCUUACAAUAGCUCUUGGGGCAGCUAAAGGUUUGGCUUACCUUCACUCCCUUAGUCCUAGAUUGAUACACAAGGAUUUCAAAACAGCAAACGUUCUUGUAGAUGAAAAUUUCAUAGCUAAGGUGGCAGAUGCUGGGUUACGCAAUUUUCUUGGAAGAUUUGAGCAAGCAGGCCCAUCUUCUCAGUUAGCAGCCGACGAGUUUUUCCUCGCCCCAGAGGUAAGAGAGUUCAGACAAUUUUCAGAAAAAAGCGAUGUCUACAGUUUUGGGGUGUUCCUUUUGGAGUUAGUAAGUGGGCAGGAAGCAAGAGACUUGCUUUCUUCUGUCGUCAAUGAAAACCUUGUUGAAUGGAUGCAAAAUCUUCAAGAAUCUGGCAGUAUAUCAACCAUCAUCGAUCAGAGAUUGGGAAAUAGCUUUACUACAGAAGGCAUGGAAGAAUUUUUACAAUUAAUAAUGCAUUGUGUAUACCCUUCAGGCGAGAAGCGUCCUGUAAUGAGCUAUGUGGUAAUGGAACUUGAUCGUAUACUUGAGAAAGAAAUGAGCUUGACAACAAUUAUGGGAGAAGGGACACCAGUUGUGACCCUUGGAAGCCAGCUUUUUAGGGCUUCAAAAUAAAGAAAGAAAUGGGAAUCACUGCUUUGAGUGUGCAUUGUGAAAUAUACUUCCUUGGAAACAAGAGAGCUGUUUUGUUAAUUGUAUAAAGAGCAGCUGGAUGAAAUUUUUUUUUUUUUUUGCCCCCUCGAUUUUUCGUCAUAGUUGUAUGAAAUCUUCUUGUAGAAGCAUGUAUAGUAUAGUUAACAGUACAGUGAAGGUUGAGUGAGGAUUGGGAUUAUUGUGUUGGUGAUGUAAUUUUUCUGUACAAUUGCAUGUUAAGGAAAGUGCAAGGGAUUUGGUUCAGUUGCUUCCUUAAUA
Molecule: messenger RNA, 2889 nt
Organism: Olea europaea var. sylvestris
Lineage: Eukaryota; Viridiplantae; Streptophyta; Magnoliopsida; Lamiales; Oleaceae
Product: probable leucine-rich repeat receptor-like protein kinase At5g49770
Exons: 7
Coding region: 1447-2592 (381 amino acids)
Biological process (GO): protein phosphorylation
Molecular function (GO): ATP binding; protein kinase activity
Source: RefSeq, a predicted model, not a curated record